Messenger RNA from Zea mays, 402 nucleotides. RefSeq names its product nuclear transcription factor Y subunit B-4. NCBI's taxonomy places the organism in Eukaryota, Viridiplantae, Streptophyta, Magnoliopsida, Poales, Poaceae. Gene Ontology annotation, molecular function: DNA-binding transcription activator activity, RNA polymerase II-specific; RNA polymerase II cis-regulatory region sequence-specific DNA binding; protein heterodimerization activity. Gene Ontology annotation, cellular component: CCAAT-binding factor complex; nucleus. Bases 1 to 402 code for a protein of 133 amino acids. Gene Ontology annotation, biological process: regulation of transcription by RNA polymerase II. The transcript has 5 exons. The record is from RefSeq and is a predicted model, not a curated record.
AUGUCGGAGGUGGAGGCCAACGCCGGUGGCAGGGGCAAGGAGCAGGACCGAUUCCUGCCUAUCGCCAACAUCGGGCGCAUCAUGCGCCGCGCGGUGCCGGAGAACGGAAAGAUCGCUAGGGACGCCAGGGAGUCCAUCCAGGAGUGCGUCUCCGAGUUCAUCAGCUUCAUCACCAGCGAGGCGAGUGACAAGUGCGUCAAGGAGAGGCGAAAGACCAUCAACGGCGACGACAUCAUCUGGUCCUUGGGUACGCUCGGCUUCGAGGAAUACGUUGAGCCCCUCAAGAUCUACCUCAACAAUUACCAGGAGACAGAGGGUGACACAAAGGGUUCAAAGUCUUCUGAUCAGAAUGGAAAGAAACAGAUGCUACUCAAUGGUGAACUUGGAUCAUCGUUAGGGUAG